AUGCAGAAGCGACAGCGGCUAUCCGUAGAUGAAGAAAACGUAGACACUUCCACUGAUAAUAAUUUUAAUAACUCCGUUAAGAGGCCGCGAAAUGAAACAAAUGCAUUAGCUCAAAGAACACUCUUCGUGCGAGCUCUCCCAGCGUUGGCGACGAGUGAGGCCCUAACAAAUUUCUUUUCUCAAAACUAUCCUCUUAAGCAUGCAACUGUUGUUCUCGAUACGGAAACUAAACAAUCAAAGGGUUACGGAUUUGUCACUUUCGCUGAUGCACAUGAUGCCCAGAAAGCUCAGGAGGAACUAAACGGCACAGUCUUUAUGGGCCGUAAAAUUAAAAUAGAAGUCGCUGAACCACGCUCAAGGGUGCUAACCAAAGCAGAUGGGCAAGAUGGGAAAGCUAAAAGUAAAAUAUCAGAAAAAGCUGCAGCUAUCAAGAAAGCCAGAAUGGAGGAAAUGGCAAUAUCCAAGGCACCCCCAAAGCUUAUCAUCCGAAAUCUACCAUGGAGUAUUAAGUCGCCUGACCAAUUAGCGGAUCUAUUCAAAAAAUACGGAAAAGUUAAGUUCGCUACCUUACCCAAAAUAAAGGACAAUACUCAAGCUGGUUUUGGCUUCGUAACAAUGAGAGGGAAGAAAAAUGCCGAAAAAGCUAUGGCAUGUCUUAACGGAACAUCUAUAGAUGGACGGACAGUAGCUGUGGACCGAGCUGUGGACAAGUCUUUGUGGGAGGGUCUGAAUAAAAAACCUUCAGAAGGUAAAACUUCAAUUAUUGAGAAUCAAAUUGACAAAUCACCAUCUUGCUAUACAUCCAAAGCAUGCGCGGAAGACAAUAAAUGUAGUUCUACGGCUCUAGCGAAUCAAGAAGAAUUGGACGUCAUGAACUUCCUAAAUAAAUUUGGAGAUCAGAUUGAGUCUGAGACGGAAGACGAUAUGGCUGAUGAACAGAAGGAUCAUUCAAAAGAUAGCACCAAAUUAUCUAGUCUAAACGAAGACGACUUAACUUGGGAAGAUGAUCUGGAUGAGAAUGACGGUCUUGAGGAAAAUAAUGAAACUGAUAACCCAAUAAAAACAUUCAUAACUGAUAAUUCUUCGACCUUGUUUGUUCGAAAUCUUCCUUUCACAACUUUAGAUGCGGAGCUUAAAGAGCAUUUUGAUCAAUUCGGACCUGUAAGAUAUGCUAGAGUUGUUAUGGAGCGUACGACAGGCAGAUCAAAAGGGUCUGGUUUUGUCUGCUACUAUAAUGUAGAAGACGCUGAUUCGUGCUAUCGUGGCGCACCUCGAAACCAGCCUACUGGUGCAAAUGCUUUGAGCAUUAAACAUUCUAUUCUAGAGAAUGAAGCAUCCGAUGUUAAUGGUAUGUACACGAUUGAAGGACGUGUCCUACAAAUAUCAAGAGCAGUUGAACGAGAUGACGCACAAAAAUUAACAGAAGCCGGCACAUCCUUUCGAAUUGAUAGAGAUAAAGACAAACGCAAGUUGUAUCUUCUUAACGAAGGGACAGUUGCCUCCGGCACACCAUUAUACGAGACUCUAUCUCCCUCUGAAAUAAAAAUGCGUGAAGAUUCUGCCAAGCAGCGAAAAAAACUGAUUCAAAAUAAUCCAAUGUUGCAUCUAUCAUUGACCAGGUUAUCGGUUCGGAAUCUUCCUCGACAAAUUACUUCAAAAGAUCUAAAAGCGUUGGCCCGUGAGGCAGUGGUAGGAUUCGCAAAAGACGUAAAGUCAGGUAUCCGAUCUCAGCUCUCCAAAGAAGAAGAAUCUCGCGGUGGUGAAGAAGAUCGUCUGGCAGAACAAUUACGUAAAUCAAAAGGGAAGGGAAUUGUACGACAAGCCAAGAUUGUUUAUGAAGGACGCGAAGGUAAAAAAAUUUCCGAAGACUCUGGUGCCGGCAGGAGUCGUGGGUAUGGAUUCAUAGAAUAUCAUUCACAUCGCUGGGCUCUCAUGGGAUUAAGAUGGCUUAAUGGUCACGUCGUUAAGAGCUCAAGUGGAAAGUCACAAAGGUUAAUCGUAGAAUUUGCCAUCGAAAAUGUCCAGGUAGUGCAGCGGAGGAAAGCGAGCGAAGAAAAGGCUCGAACAAGAAGUAUGGAUGUAUUGAAGGCCAGAGAGCGUGGAGAGAUGCCGGAGAAAAAGAAAGUAUUGGGAAAAGACCAACUCAUGGCUAAAACAAGAAAGGGCAAGAAAGGGGACCACGAAACCCAUGCCAAAUCUUUCACCAAACUUAUUGUAAAGCCAGAGAAGGUUCAUGGUAAGAAGAAGAACCCUGAAACGGAUAAACCAGCCGAUGGACGCAACCAAAAGACCAGCAAAAAGCCAGCGUCAGAUAAUGACACUGAGCAAAGACUAGCCAAGAAAAGCCAGAUAAUCCAACGCAAGCGCCAGAUGAGAAAAGCGAAGGGACGAGGCAAGCAUGCAUAA
Messenger RNA from Blumeria graminis f. sp. triticale, 2406 nucleotides. Lineage: Eukaryota; Fungi; Ascomycota; Leotiomycetes; Helotiales; Erysiphaceae. The record is from the annotation of a GenBank genome assembly.